UGAACUGCAUGAACAGCCGCCGCUCCGGCGGGCUGCUCGCUUCAUUUCGGGGGCGUCUUUGGCCCUCCACGUCCGGCAGUGCCUGCCUCCGCCUUUCGCAACCUCCUCGGUCCUACACGAUCCCGAGCGGGCCAGCGGGUGGGUAGGCUGGCCCGAGCUGCGGCGGGCGGGUACAGCUGGAGUGUACCUAGGCUGAUCGGCGGGACGCAGUGCACGCUGCUUGGCGCCGCAGGCUGAUCCUGCCGCGCCCCCGGGAGCAGUGAUGUUGGGCAGCUCCGCGCCCGGGCCUGCGGCCCGCGAGGCAGGCUCGGCGCUGUUAACAUUGCAGCAGACGGCGCUCCAGGAGGACCAGGAGAACAUCAACCCCGAGAAGGCGGCGCCCACCCAGCAGUCCCGGACCCGCGCUGGGCUGGCGGUACUGAAGGCCGGGAACUCGCGGGGACCAGCGCCGCAGCAGAGGCCUAAGACGCGACGGGUUGCACCUCUUAAGGAUCUUCCUAUAAAUGAUGAGCAUGUCACCGUUCCUACCUGGAAAGCAAACAGUCAACAGCCUGCAUUUACCAUUCAUGUGGAUGAAGCAGAAGAAGAGACUCAAAAGAGGCCAGUUGAAUCUAAAAAACCAGAAAGUGAAGAUGUUUUGGCUUUUAAUUCAGCUGUUACUUUACCAGGACCGAGAAAACCACUGGCACCUCUUGAUUACCCAAUGGAUGGUAGUUUUGAGUCACCACAUACUAUGGAUAUGUCAAUUGUACUGGAAGAUGAAAAGCCAGUGAGUGUUAAUGAAGUACCAGACUACCAUGAGGACAUUCACACAUACCUUAGGGAAAUGGAGGUUAAAUGUAAGCCUAAAGUGGGUUACAUGAAGAAACAGCCAGACAUUACUAACAGUAUGAGGGCUAUCCUCGUGGACUGGUUAGUUGAAGUAGGAGAAGAAUAUAAACUACAGAAUGAGACCCUGCAUUUGGCUGUGAACUACAUUGAUAGGUUUCUUUCAUCGAUGUCUGUGUUGAGAGGAAAACUUCAGCUUGUGGGCACUGCUGCUAUGCUGUUAGCCUCAAAGUUUGAAGAAAUAUACCCCCCAGAAGUAGCAGAGUUUGUAUACAUUACAGAUGACACUUAUACCAAGAAACAAGUUCUGAGAAUGGAGCACCUAGUUUUGAAAGUCCUUGCUUUUGACUUAGCUGCACCAACAAUAAAUCAGUUUCUUACCCAGUACUUUCUGCACCAGCAGUCUGCAAACUGCAAAGUUGAAAGUUUAGCAAUGUUUUUGGGAGAAUUAAGUUUGAUAGAUGCUGACCCAUAUCUAAAGUAUUUGCCAUCAGUUACCGCCGCAGCAGCCUUUCAUUUAGCACUCUACACUGUCACGGGACAAAGCUGGCCUGAAUCAUUAGUACAAAAGACUGGAUAUACGCUGGAAACUCUAAAGCCUUGUCUCAUGGACCUUCACCAGACCUACCUCAGAGCUCCGCGGCAUGCACAACAGUCAAUAAGAGAAAAGUACAAAAACUCAAAGUAUCAUGGUGUUUCUCUCCUCAACCCACCCGAGACACUAAAUGUGUAACGGUGAAAGACUGCCUUUGUUUUCUAGGAUGUAAAUCACUCAAAGUAUAUGGUGUACAGAUUUUAUCUUAGGUUUUAAUUUUACAAUCAUUUCUGAAUACGGAAGUUAUGGUCAAGUACAAAUUAUGGUAUCUAUUACUUUUUAAAGGUUUUAAUUUGUAUAUCUUUUGUACAUGUAACUAUCUUAGAUAUUUGGCUAAUUUUAAGUGGUUUUUGUUAAAGUAUUAAUGAUGCCAGCUGUCAGGAUAAUAAGAAAUAAAUUGAUUUGGAAAA
Messenger RNA from Aethalodelphis obliquidens (Pacific white-sided dolphin), 1833 nucleotides. It is a transcript of the gene CCNA2, whose product is annotated as cyclin A2. Bases 263 to 1561 code for a protein of 432 amino acids. The record is from RefSeq and is a predicted model, not a curated record. The transcript has 8 exons. Gene Ontology annotation, molecular function: cyclin-dependent protein serine/threonine kinase regulator activity. NCBI's taxonomy places the organism in Eukaryota, Metazoa, Chordata, Mammalia, Artiodactyla, Delphinidae. Gene Ontology annotation, biological process: mitotic cell cycle phase transition.